AUGGGAGACCUUGAUAUCCCAACAAUUCUAGCAUCCCUUUCAGGCAUUUUACUGCCCACCAUAGCUCGAAAUUGUGUGACGGAAGAUCAACUUCGAAUAAGAGUGUUUCCGUACACUUUAAAGGAUAAGGCAAAGUAUUGGUUGAAUUCUUUGAAGCCUGGUUCACUCACUACUUGGGCUGCCAUUCAAAAGAAGUUCUUGGAGAUUUACUUCUCCUCACAAAAAAUCAACAUCCUUAGGGACAACAUAUUGUUAUUUGCACAACAAGAUGAUGAAUCGUUUUGUGAAGCAUGGGAGAGAUUCAAUGGGCUGCUCAAUCAAUAUCCUCAUCAUGGGAUUCCUUUGAAACUUCAAAUGCGUGGAAUGGAUACUUUUGACGGUAUAUCUGAAAGUGCUAAAGGUGGAGUUGGAGUUGGAGAAGUUAGAAACAAUGUGGUUGAUUCAGAUCCAUCAAACAACAACAAUGCAGUGGUAACUCAGAUUGGUAAGCGGCGUAGAAAACUCACAUCAGCGGUAUGGACUCAAUUUGAAAUUCUUCCUAUAGAUGAAAAUAAUGAGCAACGAGCAAAGUGUAUGAAAUGUGGUCAAAAAUAUUUGUGUGAUAGUAGAUAUGGUACUGGGAAUUUGAAGCGUCAUAUUGAAUCUUGUGUGAAAACUGAUACUCGUGAUUUAGGCCAGUUAUUAUUAUCUAAAUAUGAUGGGGCUAUCUUAACAAGGUCUUCCAAGUUCGAUCCUAUGAAGUUUCGUGAAUUAUUAUUGAUGGCAAUUAUCAUGCAUGACCUACCCUUUCAGUUUGUUGAGUAUGCUGGAAUUAGGCAACUGUUUAAUUAUGUUUGUGCUGAUAUUAAAUUGGUAUCUCGUAAUAUUGCAAAGGCUGAUGUGUUGAGUCUUUAUAAUAGAGAAAAAGCUAAGCUUAAGGAAAUUUUGGGUUCAGUUCCUGGAAGAGUUUGUUUGACAUUUGAUUUAUGGACGUCUAUAACCACAGAUGGUUAUCUUUGUCUCACUGUCCAUUUUAUUGAUGUUAAUUGGAAAUGGGAGAAAAUAAUAUUGAAUUUUAGUUUUAUGCCUCCUCCUCAUACUGGUGUUGCAUUGUGUGAGAAAAUCUAUAGGUUGUUGACUGAUUGGGGGGUGAAAAAGAAACUUUUUUCAAUGACUUUAGACAAUGCAUCUUCAAAUGAUACUUUUGUUGAGUUGUUGAAGGGGCAACUUAAUUUAAAGGAUGCAUUAUUAAUGAAUGGAAAGUUUUUUCAUAUUCGAUGUUGUGCUCACAUUCUGAACUUAAUAGUGCAAGAUGGGUUGAAACACAUUGAUGAUUCUGUGGGGAAAAUUAGGGAAAGCAUUAAGUAUGCUAGAGGUUCACAAGGGAGGAAACAGAAAUUCCUAAAUUGUGCUGCACAAGUUUCUUUAGAAUGUAAAAAGGGGGAUUGCGUCAAGAUGUACCCACUAGAUGGAACUCGACGUUUCUUAUGA
Molecule: messenger RNA, 1470 nt
Organism: Prunus persica (peach)
Lineage: Eukaryota; Viridiplantae; Streptophyta; Magnoliopsida; Rosales; Rosaceae
Product: zinc finger BED domain-containing protein RICESLEEPER 1-like
Exons: 3
Coding region: 1-1470 (489 amino acids)
Molecular function (GO): DNA binding
Source: RefSeq, a predicted model, not a curated record